AUGGCAAAGUGGGCAACGCGCGGGAAGGCGAAGCGCAGCGGGAUGUCCUCGUGGCCGUUGUGCACCGUCACUAUCACGUCACGGUGGUCAUUCAUGGCGCACUCGCCAAAGUCCACGACCGGCGGCGAGAGCCACGCGACUGUCGUUGUGCAGGUCCCCGUCACGCGCACGCUGUGUGUGUGCUCCGUCUCCACGAAGAGCAGCGAGUAG
Messenger RNA from Trypanosoma grayi, 210 nucleotides. RefSeq lists its product as hypothetical. NCBI's taxonomy places the organism in Eukaryota, Euglenozoa, Kinetoplastea, Trypanosomatida, Trypanosomatidae. The record is from RefSeq and is a predicted model, not a curated record. The transcript has a single exon. The coding region runs from base 1 to 210 and encodes 69 amino acids.